This is a messenger RNA of Fibroporia radiculosa, 1821 nucleotides long. RefSeq lists its product as uncharacterized. The transcript is spliced from 16 exons. The coding region runs from base 1 to 1821 and encodes 606 amino acids. Gene Ontology annotation, molecular function: glutamine synthetase activity. NCBI's taxonomy places the organism in Eukaryota, Fungi, Basidiomycota, Agaricomycetes, Polyporales, Fibroporiaceae. Gene Ontology annotation, biological process: ubiquitin-dependent protein catabolic process. The record is from RefSeq and is a predicted model, not a curated record.
AUGGUGAAAACAUCAGAUGCGCGCGCGACCGAGAACGCGCCCAAUUCAAUAGAGCAGCUGAACGAUCUCCUCAAAGAUGAUACCAAAGUCAAGGUUGCUGGCAUUGAUGUGGAUGGUCUUCUCAGGGGCAAAUUCAUGUCUAAAGAAAAGUUUAUGAGUGCGGCAUCUUCGGACGGAUUCGGCUUCUGCAGUGUGAUCUUUGGCUGGGAUAUGCACGACACCGUCUACUCGCGGGAGCUGCUCAUCUCCAAUAGGGCCAAUGGAUAUCGAGAUAUCUUAGCCUCCAUUGAUCUCUCCACGUACCGUCGCAUCCCUUGGGAAAAUAAUGUUCCUUUCUUCCUGGUUUCCUUCCUCGACCCCGAAACUAAGGAGCCUAUAUGCGCGGACCCACGCGGUGUCUUGAAAAAAGUUGUAGAGUCAGCCGAUAAACAAGGUUGGCAAUGUUAUGCGGGGUGUGAAUAUGAGGUGGGCACUGCCAUUUUCCGGAAUGUCCGCCGCUACGUGUUUCUCACAUCAAGUGUGGCGAUAUUUCAGUAUUUUCAGUUCAAAGAAACUCCUCAUACACUAGCCGAAAAGAACUUCAACAGCCUACAACCGCUGACUUCCGGGAUGCAUGGUUACUCGCUACUGAGAACGCAGUUGAACAAUAACUAUUUCCACGACAUUUUUGACGAAUCCCUCAAUUUUGGAGUACCUCUGGAAGGCCACCACACGGAGACAGGACCCGGGGUGUACGAGACCGCUCUCGCAUAUACCAUGGCGUCACGAAUGGCCGAUAACGCAAUCCUGUUCAAAUACUUGGUGAAGAGCGUGGGUAUGAAGCAUGGUAUAGUCCCUAGUUUCAUGGCAAAACCUUGGGGAAAUCUACCUGGCUGCAGUGGCCACAUACAUGUCUCCUUGCGAGAUCGGAAUGGAAAGAGCAUCUUUGCCGUAUCAGAUGCAGAAUUAGGGAUUGGUCGGAGAAACGCUGCUUAUCCAGACACGAAGUUUAUCAGUCAAGAAGCCGAAUGGUUUCUUGCCGGAGUUUUGGAAGGGCUUCCUGACGUGAUGCCUUUGCUCGUCCCGACGAUCAAUGGAUACAAACGUCUGGUCGGCGGCGAAGCCUUCUGGGCACCUAACGCCGUCACAUACGGAUACGACUCGCGCGCCGCGUCGGUGCGUAUACUCUCUCCUCCAUCUGUUCCUCCAUACGCCACCAGGAUGGAGAUCCGCGUGCCUGGCGCCGACAUGAACCCAUACUUUGCUAUGAGCGCAAUUUUUGCGUUAGGUAUGCGCGGCAUUGCGAAAGAGUUGCAAUUGUCAGGACCCCCUGUGAGUCAGUUGACGCUCGAGGACAAGAAGAAUGGGAGGGUCCAGAUGCUUCCACAGUCCCUCGAAUCGGCAACAGAGCGCAUGAUGCGAUCUGAUAGCAUCGCUCGUGAGGAGGCUGUAUUCGGACAGGACUUCGUGGAUCAUUUCGGUGGUACGCGACAGCACGAAGUGAGACUUUGGAAUGAGGCGGUGACCAGCUGGGAAGGCACCGCCAGCGCCGAACAAGAGCUCCCACUGGCUGCGAUUCAUUCGUCUGUGUUUGCAAAGAUUCUCGAGUAUUGUAUACUUUAUCGCGGACGACCCACAGAUGAGGGCGCUGUCCGGCGCGAUGAUGAGUGGGAUCAGUCGUUCAUCACCAAUCUUGGUUCCACAGAUGCUUUCUUCGAUAUCAUCAUGGCCGCAAACUUUCUCAACUUCAAACCUCUCCUAGACCUCGGCUGCCGUCGAGUAGCCAAAAUGAUACAAGGCAAAACGCCGAGCGAGAUACGGGCCCUCAUGAACAUACUAUAG